AUGAAGAAGGUUUUACUCUCUUAAAUUAGCAGAGCCUCAAAUGAAAGAGGGUAGCAUUAAAAUAUAUAGCCUCAUUAGCUCUCUGUUUAAUCUCAAAUGCAAAACAGAUAACAAGAUUACAAAAAAUCUCCUUAGAGGCCACAUUCAUCUUUUCAUGAAAGACCUAAUUUUACUAACAACAAUAACUCGGGUCUUCCUGAAAGAAGUCCUUUAAAUUUUUCAUAUAACAAUAGUCAUAAAAUAAAGUUUAACAAUUAGAAAAUAUAUUCUCAUGAAAAUUAAAUUCCACUAUAGCAAAACUAGGCACAUCAUAGCAGAUAAAAUUCGAAUUCCUCUAACAAAUCAAGCAAGUCUAGUUAGAGAGUAUAAAUUGACUCAGAAAGGAAUAACGGGAAUAAGUAGACAGUAGCCGCUCAUUCGAAAUACAAAUAAUCAGACUUCUAAGAUAAACUUAACAAAUAUAUAAAAUUUACAGAUGUAAAAAAGAAUUUAACUGACAGAGUCAUUUUUCAGUCACCUGAUAGGAUUAACAAAAAUAUCUAAAAUAAUACAAGUAUAUUAAAAAAGAGUAUCAAAAAUAGUAGUGAGAAGAGUAAAAGCAAAAAAGAUGGUUCAAAUAGCAGCUUUUCUUAAUCUCCUAACAAGCCAAUACAGUCUUCUCACAAAAAGAGACCUUUAUCAUGCGAUUUAAAAAGCUAUACGGAAAUGAGUGAAUUUUUGAAUAAGUCAAUUUUGGAUGACAAAGAAGAGAAAAUGAGAGACUUAUCUUUGGAGUUUGAAUUCUUGAAGAAUAGGAUUAAGUAUGUAGAGAAAAAAAAUGAGAAUAUUAUGAACAAAAUAAAUAAUAUUGAAAGGGGAGAGAUAAGUCCUAUGGUUGAAGAGGAGAGAAGAACUCACUAUUCUGAUGAAGUAAUAUAAUCAAGCCCUUAGAAGAGGGUUUUGGAUUCUAUGAAAAAUUCUGUUAACACUCACGGUUCUCGAAAUUCAUCUAUAUUUUAAGAUUCUAAUAACUAAUUUAACAAUAGUUCAUUAUAUAAAUAUAACAAUGGAUCUCAAAUUUAGCAUUAAAAUAAAGGCAAUAAUUAAGAUGGCUAAAGAAGCAUUACUGAAAAAAAUAAAUAAGUGUUGGCUUAAUCAAAUGGAUUUGCUGCAAACAAUGAAAAAUUUUCCAAAUUUCCAAGUUCAAACAAUGAUGAAAACUCUUAUAAUAAAAAGAGAAGCAGUGUGUAAGGGAGAUUUGUUGGAAAUGAUCAAUAAAAUUAGAAUAAUUAAUAUAUAAAUAGAUAGAGUUAAUACUAAAAUUAUAUGUAAUAAGAACAAAAUAUAUCUCCUUAACCUAGAAAUCAUAGCAAUCGCUCUAUAAAUAAUAAUAGGAAUAAUAUUGAUAAUAUAGCCCAAGUGUAAAACAUCGUUUAAAAAUAAUAGCAAUAAUUGCAGCAGUUUCAACCUCACCAAUAAUUUGGGGUGAUAAGAGCUUCUCCUUAUAGGAAUAAUGAAAAUCAAAAUUAAGGAACAUCUCAAUCACCAUAUAAUAAUAAUAAUAAUAAUAAUCAAUAGUCUCCUUAUUAUAAUAAUAGGCAAUAACACUCGCCUUACGAUGAUCAAUUAGAAUAAACUUACCCAACAAACGAAAAUGAAGAUAUUGACAGAUAAAUUGUUCAUGUGAUUAGAGAGAGUAAAGCAAAUAGAAGCGAGAAAGAAUAUUAUAAAUAUAAAUACAAUAAAAUACUUAAAGACAAGGAGGCGAUAACAAUGCAAACAGAAUAUUAAAUGUCUUAAAAAGAAGAAGAAGUUAAUUAUUUAAAAGAAUAAAUUCAAAAGUUAAUGCAGGAAAGUAGAAAUGUCUUGCAUGAAAACAAAAUAUUAUCUGAUGAAAAUGAAGUUUUGUAAACCAAAAUAAAAACUUUAAAAGCUAAAUUAGCUGAGGUAGAGAAAAAGUCUGCAGACAGAAAAGCUAGUUUGAAAUAAGUUUACAGCAUUCUUCAAUAAAAAGACGAUUAAAUUAAAAUGCUAUAGGCAAACAACAACAAUAAUAAUAAUAACAUGAAUAAUUUCAAUAAUGCUAUAUAAUAAAAUUCAGCUUCUUUAGCUGCUGCUAGUAAUUCUAUAAUUAUUAAUUAAAUAAAAGAUGAUUUCGCUAGAUAACUUGCUGAAGUAGAAAAAUCUUUUUUGAAUCAAUUCCAUCAAAUUGAAAGGGCAGUGAAUUAAAAAAAUGAUAUAAUUGCAAAUCUAGAAGACUAAAUUAAGAAUCUUAAUCUAUCAAAAAGGAACAUAACAAGUAACAAUAAAAUAGAUUUAUCAAGUCCUAUCGAAUUCACUUUAUCAAACAACACUAGCAAGAGAAAUUAAAAUGCAAAUACAGUCAAUCAAGAAUAGCUUAUUCGAGCUAAAAAAAUGGACCUAGAAGCUAAACGUGAGAAUUUAGUAGAUAUAAUAUAAAAUAACCCUAAUUUACCGACUCAAAAGCGCUAGGAAAUUUAAUAAAUAAUAAGCCACAUUAACAACUAAAUGAUAGAGUUGAUAGAUUACCAAGCUACUCAUCCUGAUGUUGAAAAUGACCAAGAACAUGGAAGUGUUGGAAGCUCAAAUAGUUUGGAAGGUAACAAAUAGGACAUUGCAGAACUUAGAAUGUAAAUUGAAGAAUACUGCAAUAAGAAUAUCAUGCUUGAAAGAGAAAACGAAUAACUUUAAGAAUAAUUUUUAUUGAAAGAAAAAGAAACUGAGAAGUUUAUUGGAGAAUUGUAAAUUUUAUUAAACUAAUUAAGAAUUUAAGAUUAAGUUCAAAGUGAUGUAGAAACUUUGAAUUAGAAUGAAAGAAACUUGGUUUCUUUAUCUAUUUCGAACUUAGGAGAAUCUCUUGGAGCUAUAAAGGAAGUUGUUAAUUCUUAUAAAAUGCAUGAAAAUCAAAUAUAAUUACUCGAAUAAUAACUGCAAAUAGCAAUUUAAAGCUAAGAAAAUCUCACAAAUCAGCUUUAAAAUAAUUUAAUAAGCGAAAAUAGUUAAAAAUCUGAAAUUAUAAAGCAGCUUGAUUCAUAAUUAUAAAACUUAAAGAGCUUGCUCUAAUAAGAAUAAAGCAUAAACUCUGAUUUAUAAGAAGAAAAUGGCAGAUAAAGAGAAAGAAUAGAAUAAUUGAGAGAUUAAUUAGAUAUUUUCAGAUAGAAAGAUAAAUCAAGCUAAUAAUCGAAAUACAAUGAUGAUAACUCUUCACAGUAUAGUUAGCUGUUCUCAAAGUACUAGCAGUAAUAAGUAUAAUUCAAUGAAGUAGUUAGAGAAAGAGAUAUCAUUGAACAGAAGAUCCAAGAAAUGCAAAGAAACUAUAAAGAGGUAAAAUCUAAAUAUGAAAAGAGUAAGGACGAAAGGAAGAAAAUGUAAAAAAUGAUUUCAGAUCAAUAGCAAGCUAUUACUCAGCUGAAAAAGUAUUCUCAAUCUGAUGAGCAAGUUGAGAAUUUAAAUUAGAUUAUUAAUGAUCUCAAGAAUAAAUUAAUCAACCAGCAAUAGCAGCAGUAAUAGAAUAAUAAAGAUCAGUAUUCUUCUAAUACAGAAGAGCUUAAUUAAGAUUUGACUGUGAUUAAGAAAAGAAUGAGCGAAUUACAGUAAAACUAGGCUGAUUUGGAACAAAAAAAUAAAAAGCUUUACACAGAGAAGAAAGACUUGUCAAAGGCUUUCAAGGAAGUUUCAAAGCUUAAUUCAGAGCUUCAAAGAUCAAAUGAUGAGAAGAUUAGACAGAAUUCAGAAUUGGCAAAUUAAAUUUCAGAACUUUCAAAACAAAAUUAAGAACUUUCUAAAGCAAAUGCUGAACUCGCUAAAUAGAAUUCAGAAGUCACUCGUGCUUUUAAAGAAGCAAGAAUUCUUGGUUCGUCUGACUCACAUAAAAAUUCAGAGGGAAAACAUUUAGCGAUAGAAGCUGCUGAAUAGCAAAAAUAAAUUAGAGAUUUGUAAAAGUAAAACUAGGAGUUACUUAAACAAAAUUAAUAGCUUCUUAUGCAAAUGCAAGAAGUUCAAUUGGAGAACAAAGACUUAAUUAAAUAAAUUGACAAGAGUUAAAUAAAUAUCGAUUAAUAAAGAGAAACAAUUAGUUAGUUGAAUUUUAAGCUUAAAGAAAUUUAAAGUAACUAUGAAGGUAUCUACAGCAAACUUAAGUAAUAAGAGCUUCUUUCUAAUCAGCAACUCGAUGAAAAUUCUAAGAACAACAUGGAUUAUCAAAAAAUAAUUAAUGAAUACGAAGAAAAAUUGAAUAAAACUUAAAUUAAAUUGAAUCAAGUCUUUGAUGAAAAACUUUAAAUAGAAUAAAAUAACUUAGACACACAAAAAGAGCUAUCACAGCUCUAGCAAAAGUUCAGACUUCAAUAAGAAUCUUUGCAACAAAAGUAGAAGGAGAUAGAGGAUGAAAAGAGGUCGUUUGCUGGAAAGUUAGAAAAAUUGGAUUAGCAAAUUUAGAAUUAGAAAAAUAAAUUGAAUGAAAAGGAUAUGACUAUUAAAAGACUUCAAUUUGAACUGCAGUCUAGUUAAUCUUUGAAUGAUAGUUUAAAUGAAAUUUAAAGUAAAUAAAAGAGGACAGCUUAUGAUGAUAGAUAAAUGCUUAAGCAAUAUGAAAGUGAAGAUUUAAAUGAAGAACAGAUUAUAGAGUUAAAGGAGGAAAUAAGGUAGUAACAAAAUAAAUACUUGGAAUCUCAAAAAAUUAAUGAAAAGAAGUAGAAGGAAAUUGAACUGCUUAGGAGAGAGGUUGAAGAAUUUUAAAAUGAAAUUCAGCAGCUGACCUAGCGCAAUUAAAGCUUGAAUUCAAGACUUUAAGCUUAAAAUUAAGAAAUAAAUCUACUUAAAAAUGAAAAAGAGGAGUAUAACUUGUUAAAGCAUGAUUAGAUCAAUGAAAAUUCAUCGAAUUAGGAUAGAAAUAGCAGCGAAAGCAAUGAGGGAACUUCUGAUUUAGAACUAGCUAGAAUGCAAAUUGAAGGACAGGAAAGAGAUUUAGAAAAACUUCAAAUUGAUUUGAGGACAAAGGACUCGUAUAUUGAUGAGAUGAACUAAGAAAAUUUAAUGCUCAAAGAUAAAGUGAACUAGUAGCAAUAGGAAAUUAGGUACUUGCAAGAGUAGGUCAGUUAAUUGAAUUCCGAGAUUGAAGAAAAUGUCUAGAGAUAAGAUGAGCUUAUUGAGAUGCAGAAGGUCAAUUUCGAGAAUGAAAGAGAGUAAAUGCAGAAAGUUCUUGAAGAAAAUUUGGAGGAGCUCAAGAGACUCAGAAAUGAAAGAGGAUAGACUAGUGAUUAGGUCCACAGUGCUUCUAAAUAAAUUUAAUUCUGGUAAUAGGAAUACGAGAAGGCUUAGUAAGAGUGUGAGAAGGUAUUGAGUGACUUCAAUUUGCUACAGAGAGAAUUCUAAAAAAUUUAAGCUGAAAGCGAUUUAAAAUCUGCCAAACUUUAAAAGCAGAUAGAACGUUAAUCUAGAGUGAUAUUUGAUCAAGAAUAACAAUUAUAGCAGAGUGAGAGGAUGAAUAGCUCCAGGAGAUUUAGCUCGAAAAAGGAAGACUAGUUGAAUCAAUCUUCUCUAAGCAAUUCGCCUGAAAGAGAGUGGCAAAAAAAAUACAAUUAAUUAAAAGAAGAAAACGAAUAGUUCUCAAGAGAUUAUUAAUAAUUGAUUAAUGAAAACUAAAGAAUACUUGAAGAAGUAAGAAAACUGGAGGAGAGCUGCUUGUAACUAAAAGAAAGAAACAGUGAAUUAGAUGAGGAAAAUAGCUCCUUGAGAGAAGAUAACUCCGCAUUGAUGCAGCAAGUGCAGCAGAUCAAGAGUUAGGUUGCUGAAAUAUAAUAAUAGUAUGAGCAAUAGGCUGAGAAAGAGAGUGAAUAUGAGAUGUUAUACAAAGGUACCUAAGACGAAUUGCAAGUAUCAAAAACAAUAAACAAACAAGUUUAAGAUAAGCUGAGAUAAGUUCAACAAUCCUUGAUUGAUAAAGAAAAUUAUUGCUCGAUACUUUAAGAGCAGAUUAAAGAGUACAAUGGUGUGCUGUAAAAAAUGAAGGAUGAUGAAGAUAAUGUUGAAAAGAAUUUGAAAGAGAAGACUAGUGAAAUCAUAGACUUGAAGCAAUAGAUGAACUUGUACAUAGAAAUGAAAUAAGAAAUGGAAAAUCAGUAUAAAUCUAAGGAUGAAUAGCUUGAUGUAGCUGAAAGUAAAUUGAGAGAGGCUUAGAAAGAAAAUUUAAAAUUAAAGCAAGAAGUAUAAAAAUUAUCUUAAUCUGGUAAUUAAUAAGAAGAUAUGUUAAAUUAAUAAGACUAAUAACAAUUAAAUACUUUAGAGCAAGAAAAGUAGAGUUUAAUUGAUUAAAAUGAUUAGCUUAGAGAUUAAAUUUAGUAGCUCAAUUCAUAGAUUUAAGAUUUAAGCAAACAAAAUUUCGAUUUCGAUAAUUAAAUUGAGGAUCUAAACAAUAGAAUUGAAGAAAAGGAUAGAGAUAUUCAAGAUUUACAGAAUAGAAUUGGAGAUUAACUGAGCUAAAUUCAAAGAUUAAAAGAGGAUUUAACGUAAGAAGAGUAAAAGAAUGUUUAAAUUUAAUCUAUUUAAAUUGAGAAAGACUAAAAAAUCUAAGUUUUAGAAGAAUAGGCAGAGAGUCUGACUGAUGAAAUAACUAAUCUUUAGGGAUAAAUAGAUAUUCUAAACAGAUAGCUGAAUAGUAGUUAUAAUACUUUAAGUGAAAUUUAAAAAAAUAAACAAACUUUCGUCAAUUAGGAUAAAGAAUUAGAAAAGUUUUAAUAAAUUUAAGCUGAUUAAUAAAAAUAAAUUGAUAGUCUUUUGAUAGAAAAUGAAAAAUUAUAAUAGGAGUUGAGUUAAUAAAAAUCUGACUUUGAGGAGAGCUAAAAAAUGUUAAAUCAACAGACAGUUUAACUAAGUGAAUAAGCUUAACACAAACAAGAACAGUUAAAGAAUUAUCUUGAGGAGAAGAAUACUAUUUUAGUUGAUAAUUCUAAUUUAAAAGAAGAAACAGAAAGGCUCUAAUAGGAUCUAUAGAAGUAGUUUAUAAUAACAGCAAGAAACGAAGAAAAAAUAAUCUUCCUCGAGUAGAGCAUGGAACAACUCAAACAGGAUUUACAAUAAAAAGAAGAAAUCCUUGAAUCAAAAGAAGAAAUAAUUCAAUUAAAAAUAGAAGAAAUUAAAUAAUUAGAAGGAAAAUUAUUGUAACAUGAAGAGAAAAUACAUUAAUUGUAAGACGAUAUCUGGCAAAAAGAAGAAAACUCAUAAUUAUUAGAAGAAAAGAUUCAAUAAUUAGAAGAAAAAAUCUAGGAGUAUGAAGAGAAAAUCUAAAAUCUAGUUGAAGAUAACAUUUCUUAGAAUAUUUCUUAGGAGCAGCUAUAAAUUUAGUAAAAAAUCAUUGAUGAAUACACUUAAAAACUUGAUGCUUCCCUUGAAAAAGCUGGUGAGUUAUAAAAGCAAAUUACUUUCAAGUAAUAGAAAAUAGCAAUUCUUGAGAAACAAUUAAAUGAAGUUGAAGCAGAAAAUGAAUUGCUUAAGCAAAAUCAGGAAGUGAGAGAACAAGAAUUUGCUUUAAUAGAUGAAUAAAUUAAAUCUCACAAGGAGCAAAUUUAAAACCUCAAAAACUAGCUAUAAGUUUCAGAAAGUAAAAGUAAAGAAAAGCUAGAGUAAAACUCUGAUUAAAAAAGGAAUUAGCAGAAAAAAAUUGAAGAAUAUGAGUAAAAAUUGGAAUCAUUAAACCAAUAAUUCUUAUAAUCAUAAAAUUAAUAUGAAGAUUAAAUAAACCAAUGCAAUUAAUAGCUAAUUUAGGCUAGAAAUAAAGAGAAAUAGCUUAAUGAAACUAUUUCAUAGAACGAAAAAACUAUAGAUGAUUUAAGAAUAAAUAUUAAAGAUCUUAACAACUUAGUUUAUGAGUAAAUUGAUAAAAUUAACGAAUUAACUGAACAGUUGAAUCAAGAAAGAGAGUAAUUUAAUUCAGAUCUAUAGAAGGAAGUAUUAGCAAAAUAAGAAUAAGAAAGCGAAUUCAAUUCAAUUAAAUAAUAAUUGCAUGAACAAAAUGAUACUCUUAAGAAAGAAAAAGAAAGGGAAAUAUAAAUUUUAAAGGAUUAAAUAGAACAUUUAGAAAAAGAAAAAAAUAAUUUAGAAUUAAAUAUUGAGAAAUAAAGAGAAGAGGAAAUGAGCAUGCUCAGAGCCUAAAUAGCUUCUCAUAAAGAUAUCAUAAAUGAAUUAAGACAAGAAAGAACUAAAAUUUCAUAAAGCGACCAGAGCAAGGCAGAAGAAAUUUAAAAGUUAGAACAAUAGCUUAAUUAAAUUAAAUAUGAUAAAGAUGAAUUAUAAGAAAAUGUAAACUAAUUACAAAAUAAAAUUGAUAUAAAUUAGAAUGAGAAGAAUGAAAUCUCCAAAAUGCUUAACGAAGUCACUCUAGAAAAAGAGAGAAAAGAGAAGGAUUUCAAAAACAAAGAAGAAACAUUAAAUUAAUAAUUAAACGAAGAAAACAGAAAGGUUUUGUAAUUAUAGGAAAAAUUAGAAAAGCACCAAACCGAAAUUGCUAAUUUACGUCAAAAUUUGGCAGAUUUAAGUAGCUCUUCUUAAGAAGAAAUUAACAUUAUUAGAGAAUAAUUAAACUCUUAAGUUAUUGCAUCAAAUAAUAACAUUCAAAUGCUUCAAGAUUAGAUCAAAUAAUAUCAAUAAAAAUCCCAGUCAGAUGCUGAUAGCUAAAUACUUUAAAGAGAAUAAAAAAUAGUCGAUCUUGUUAAUCAAAACACUGAGCUGAAUAACUAAUUGCAUGAGGCAAAUACAAAAAUAUCUUAAUUAAAUGCUAAAAAUUAAUAAGAAAAGGCUAGAUUAGAAGAAUCAAUUACACUUAAAGAAAGUUAACUUGAAGAAUAAAAAGAAUAACAAAACUAAUUAAAGCUAUCAUUCCAGCAUGAAAAAUCUAUUUUAGAAAAAGAAAAAGAUCAACUUUUGUAAUAAAUUUCUUAAUAAAAUGAUGAAAUUAGCAGUUUAACUUAAAAAGAAACUGAAUUCAAUGAGUAAAAGAGCGAAUACUAAGAGAAAAUAAGUAAAUUCAAGGCUUAGUUAGAUCAGACAAAUGCUAAGCUUGAAGAAAGUUUAAAAGAAUAAAGUAAUUUGAAACAACAAAUUUCUCUAUAGAAUGAAAAUAGCAAUCAGUAAAACACUAAAAUUGAGGAUUUGUAAACAGAAGUAGAGCAACUUAACAAUUUAAUUAAAUAAAUUAAUCAAAAAUACCUUGAUCUUUAACAUGAAAUACAGAAAGAAAAAUUUGAGAAAGCCAACUUGCAAAAAGAAAUUACUCAUUGCAAAGAAGAUUACUAAAUUGUUUAACAAAAAUAUGAAAACUUUUAAGCCUAGCACGAAGAUUAGCUUAAAUUGAUUAAAAGCACUCAUGCUUAAGAAUCUGCUCAUUUAAAGAAGCAGUAUCAAUAAGAAUUCUAACAAAAAUUGAUUGACACCUAAAAGGACUUAUAAUCAAAGCAUGAAGUAGAAAUCAAACAAAAAGAUGAACAAAUUUCUAAGUUGCAAGACGAACUUACUUAAUAUAAAUUAAAUUUAGAAGAACAAAAGCAACUAAUUACAUAAAAUGAUAAAUAAGUUUAAGAAUUGAAGCAAAAUAUUGAGCAAGAAAAACAGCUUAACUAAGAUUUGCAAAAUUAACUUUUAUAAUAAGAAAAGUAUCUUCAUAAAAAGAUAGACGAGAUUUAAGUUCUUAAGAAAUCAUAAGAGCUUAUCCAAUCAACACACUCAAUUAAUGACCAUAACACAGCUACUUUAAGAAGUGACAAUGAUAUAUCACCGACUAUGUCACUUGGCAGAGCAAAGAAAGUAGAAUCUUACAGAGAAGAUCAAGACAAAAUUAUAUUAUAAUAUAAAAAGGAAAUUGAAAAUCUGCAGUCCUUGCUUAAUUAAGAAAAAGAAAAGUGCAACCUCCUAAACGAAGAAAUAAAGCUCAAAGUUUAAGCCGAAGCUCCUAUGCAAAGAAGAGAAAAUAACUAAGAAACAUCUGCAGAAAAAGAUCAUUACUAAAUUUUGAUUUCUUAAAAUUAAAGAUUGAUUCAAGAAAACUAAAGAUUGAAGGAAGAAAAUGACAAACUGAAGGAAGAAUACUCAUAUUAUGCUGACAACAGUGUUACUUUACAAUAAACUAAUCCCGUCUCAGGUCAAAAUACUGCUAGCUAAUCUGCAUCGAAACCUGCACAAGAUUUGUAAACAUAAAAUACAGAUAUUGAGCUACAGGUGCAGAUAUUGCAAGAAUAAAUAUCAAAAUAAAAUGAGUAAAUUGUGAAAAACGAAUAGAAUAUCUUGGAAUUCAUAUAAUAAAAAGAGCAAUAAGAAUAGCAAUACCAUAACCUACUUAUUGAGUUUAAUAAUGUUAAGAAUAAGCUUAUUGAAAAAGAAAAUGAGAUCAGAUUCUUGCAAUAGUAUGCAGACAAGUUAAGCUCUUAGUAAGAAUAUACAGUUUACAGCACUGAAGGAAAUAAUAAUAACAGAUAACAAUAACAACAACAUAUCCCCAAUCAGCUGUAGAAUUAGAAUGUGAAAAUCAGAAAUAUUAGUUUCUUAGAGCAGGAAGGAAGUCAAUUUGAAGAAAAUUAGUUUGAAGAUUACAUUCAUUAAGAAGAUGCUCACAGAGGAUCAGUGCACACUUCAGCCGAAAUAGUUGUCAAUGUGAAUGACAUAAAUGCAAGCAAUACUUUAGGAAGAGGCUUUGCUUAAGCAUCUGGAUCUUAAUAAAACAAUUAAUAAAACUCUAAUAUCCGCAACUCUAACAGUAUGCAAUCGAAUAUCCUGUAGGGAUUGAACUUUAAUGCUAAUAACUAGCAGGAUGAAGAAACUAACGUUUAAAAUAACUAGCCAUAUAACAGUAAUUUGAGUGUCGAAGAAGGCUUUGCAGUCUUACAAAAAAUUGAUUAAGCUAUGGAGAAGAUUGUUUGGGAUAUGGAUUGCAACGAAGAGCUAAACGAUAUAGAAAAGAAUCAAUCUUUCUGCUCAAAUUCUAUUUCUUAAAAUCUCAGAUUGUUGAUGGAAAAGAUUCACAAAUCUACUUCCAACAGAACUUUAGAUAAUGAAAGGAUAGAAAAACUUCAAGCAAAGCUGGAAGAAAAAGAUGAGCAAAUUGCAUUCUUAAACUAAAAGCUUUAAGAACUUCAAAAUGUCUAAAAGCUUCUAAAAAGGUCAAUUGUCCAAGACAUAAAUGAAAAAGACCCAGAUGUGUCAAGAAUCGAUAUAAACCCUCAUUCCCCUAAGGAGCAGUAAAUACAGCAGCCUUCCUCUCCAUCAGCUUCCCCUAAAAAAUCUGCUAAAAAUCUACAACAACUUAAAGACGAAGUAAGAGAAUUAAAAUACUAAGUUUAAGACCUCACUUAUGAAAGAGACUAGUUAGAGCUAGAAAAUGAGAGACUUUAAAUGGAAAUAAGAGAUUUCGAAAACGAGCAAGAGAGAGUUCAAAGCCAAAUAAGUUUAUUAAAACAAGAAAUUAAGCAGCUUUAAUCCUAAAACAUAGACGAAGGCUCUAGGAUUAUCAAACAAACUCUCAAGACAAUCCUCCCUAAAUUCUUAAAUAUCAUAUAACUGAAGAGCAAAACAGAAAGCCAAAACCAAGAAGCUACGUAAUAUCUGAAUGUUAUGCUUAACUUACUAGAAUUCAGCGAACCUGAAAAAGAUAAUAUUAUUUCAGCCAGAUCAAAAACAAAAAAGAAAAGUUGGUUUUGA
This is a messenger RNA of Tetrahymena thermophila SB210, 11682 nucleotides long. RefSeq lists its product as hypothetical. NCBI's taxonomy places the organism in Eukaryota, Ciliophora, Oligohymenophorea, Hymenostomatida, Tetrahymenidae. The transcript is spliced from 9 exons. The record is from RefSeq and is a predicted model, not a curated record.